CCUGAACGCAUCUCGACUGGGGUCAGAGGUCAUGUUGUUAGCCGCGCCGAUGGAGGAGAAAAAGCUUUAAAUCUGCGUUCACUGGGAUGCUGUGAAGUGAGGAGCUGAAAAUGGCCCGAGACAGGAAGUGUAUCCUGUGUGAGACGGUGUGUUCGUCCAGACAGGGGAUGGAGGAGCACAUCAGGAGCAUGCUGCACCACCGAGAGCUGGAAAAGCUGAAGGGACGGGACUGUGGACACGAGUGCCGGCCCUGCAGGGUGACGGUGGUGAGCCUGACCGACUACGCCCACCACAUCUCCGACCCGGCGCACAAGCAGAAGGCGGCGGCGGCCGACCGGCUGCAGGCCAGCAGCCACGGCCCCGAGGACUACUUCGACCAGGCCCUGGUGGACCUGGUCCAGAAGAGGAAGGACCGCAUCAGGAAAGAGGAAGAAGCCGCUGCAGCCAAGCUGGCCAAGGAAGAAGAGGAGCGGAAGAAGAAGGAGGCGUUCCAGCACAGGCUGAAGGAAGCUAAAGAUCAGUACCGCAGGGAGUGCGUCUGGCAGCCGCCGCCACACCGGCUCAGUGGAUCCGGUCACCACGGCAACUGGUACAGCCGAGGAGGCGGCGGCGGUCCGGGGGAGCAGCCGUGGCGCUGCAACACUCAGGGACGGAGCGCCACGUGGCACGCUCAGGACCCCCCCAACCUGCAGCGCUGGGCCUCCGGAGAGCACGGCAACCCCCCGGACUGGAGGGGCAACAGGCCCUGGGGUCAGGGGUCACUCCCUCCGAACCCCCAGAGCCGGCUGCCCUGGUUGAGCAGCGGCGGCAGCAGCAACGGCCUCUACGGCAGGAACAGCGUCUCCCAGCUUGCCUCCAAGGGCCACUUCUCCGGCGGCCCCCCCACGGGCCUCUGGUGGCCCAACUUCUUUCCUAAUAACUUUCAUCACGCUGGAAGUGCUGAGUGCGAUCAGCGGGUCCAGAGAGCCGGACCUCAGAACCGGGAGUCUGAUCCAAGACCACAAAGCUCCGAUCCAAAGCCGGACCGAGCGUGUUGCCGGUCACCGUGUUCUGUUACCAACGGUCCCGAGUCAGCACCCUGCAACGGUCCCAACCAGAACCCGGCAAAAGGCCCCCGGCCCCGGCAGCAGGAAGAGCCGGACCACGGCUGCUUGGACCGGCAGUCCCGACCCCAACAGAGACCGUAUCAGACCGCGUCAAGUCGGCAGAGUUUAGAGAACUCGGCGAAGCAGCAGUCGAAGCCCAAGACCAGACCCAGAGACGGCAGCAGCAGCAGCAGAAGCAGCAGUUCUCACCCAGACCAGACCCAGAUCCCCCCGGCGCCUCUCCAAGCCAAGAGGCCCUGUCCUCGGACAGGUCCCAAGAUGUCCUCGGUUCCGGAACCGAGUCCGGCUCGACCCAGCAAACCAUCCGGUCAGGUUCAAACCAAGUCCCCUGGAGGGCCGAGUGCCAUCCGGGCGUCAAGCUCUGGACCCCUGAAGCAUUCGGCCUCCGAGAGGGACAUCCAGAAGUCCUUCAAGAAGGCCAAGCAGUCGUUUGAGAAGAGAGGCUCUCUGGAUGGUUCCAGUCCCUCCAGGACGGAAACAGCUGAGGACCGACCGAAGAACCACGACCUCGCUGGAGGGAACAGAGAGAACGGCUGCCUGCAGAAACCGGCGUUAUCCGACUCUGCGUGGCUGGAAAAGACCAAGUCCUCCGCCUGCAGCCACAACCUGCAGUCGCUGCAUGUAAGCACCUCCACCGCUGAGACUGCUGAGCCGGCGGCGCCGGGCGCCGGCGACCAGCAGAACCCGAACAAGGCGGAACAACAGACGUGCUCGCAGGCGCCCGACGAGGCCAUGCAAGCGGAGGAGGCGGGGCAAAGCACGGAGGAGGCGGGACAAGGCACGGAGGAGGCGGGGCACUGCGUGGAGGAGGCGGGGCACAGCACGGAGGAGGUUGGGCAUGGCAUCGAGAGCGACGCCUCCAAAAGCGGCGAGGCGGCGGCAGUCCCGGGUCUCUCCAGACUGGAGCUGCCCCCCGUCCUCAGGCGGGACCUCACCAAGCACAUCAGCUCCAGGAGCAAAGCCGUCGGCCACGAGCCCAACCUCAACAUCGCCCGCCGGGUGCGCAACCUCAGCGAGUCGCGCCGCAGUGACUCCGAGAAGGACUCGGGGCUCAAACCCACCGUCCGGCAGCUCAUCAGCGCCUCCGGGUCUCGGCGCAGCGUCAACUGGGACCAGGUCUACCAGGAGGUCCGCAAGAAACAGGACCAGGGCAAAGGCAUGCCGAGGUUCGGCAUCGAGAUGGUGCCGUGCGAGCAGGAGUCCCACAGCCUGGAGGAGGACGGCGUCCCCCUGCUGGAGGGCUUCCACUGGGAGUCCCUGAUGGACGUGUCCUCGCAGAGCUCCUCCAGGAAGCGCUCCCUGUCCGAGAGCAGCCUCGCUCCGGGGUUCACUCCGUCCUCACCGCCCGAGUCCAGAGAGACGCCCGAGAUGGACGAGCUCCGCGCUGAGCGGCGGGGGUCGGCACCGCCCCCUGACCUCCACCCGGCACCGCCCCCCGACCUCCACCCGGCACCGCCCUCCGACCUCCUCCCAGAGCUCCAGGCGGAGGGCGGCGCCUCCGACGCCGCGGCGGAUCAGGCGUCCCAGACGGUGAAGGCCCUCCAGAGGUCGGACUCGGCGCUGGGAGACAGCAGCUCGGGGACGGAGCAGCUGGACGGUCAGGGGACGGGGAAGAGACGGAGGGCGGCUCUGGAGCUUCCAGCAGCAGAGUCCUCGUGUUUGGAGCACAGCAGCAAAAGAAGAAAAGUCAAGUGUAAAAAAGAGCGUCUCCAGAUCGACCAGCUGCUGUCGGUGUCCCUGCGUGAGGACGAGCUCAGCCGGUCCCUGCAGACGGUGGACACCAGCCUGGUCCAGGCCCGGGCCGCGCUGGAGGCCGCCUACCUGGAGGUGCAGCGCCUCAUGGUGGUCAAACAGCAGAUGAGUGAAGAGAUGGACUCUCUGAGGAACCGGCGCAUCCAGCUGCUGCGAGGCAUGAAAGACACGGCGGAGGACGCUCCUCAGCUGAAGGAGGAGCAGCUGGACUGGGCGUCCCGGGAGUCUCUGGUUCCGUCCAGCGCCGCCCAGAGCGUCUGUCCUCCGCCGUCCGGCUUCGCCGCCGUGGUCGUUAAGGAGGAGCCCCGGUCCCCCGUCCACGUCAGCGGACAGCACCCCCCCGCAGACUGGGCUCACAGCACCACGGCCGAGCUGCCGGGCGCCGCAGAUCCGGGUCUCGGCUUCCUGUCUCCUCCUCAAACUAAACCUGAGCUGAACCCAAGUUCCCCCGGAGAACCCGGAGAACCCGGAGAACCCGGAGACCGCGGGGAGGCGCCGGCAGAGCCGCCGGAGGUCACCGGGACGGGGAAUGACGUCCCGCGCUCCAGGUCCUCCGUCCGGCCGUCCUCGCCUCCCAGGAGGGACGGCGCGGACGCGGAGACGUUCCAGUGCCCCGCCACGCCCGCCGCCCCCCCAGACCCCAAGACCGGCAGGAGGCUGAGGAGGCUGAAGAAGAGGAGGAGCCUGAAGAAGGCGGCGGGGGCGGCCGCCGAGAGCACCGACACCGAGCUGGACGAGGACGCGUCCCGGCCGCGCUGGCUGCGGUCCCGCCGGAGGGCCAGCGGGGGGUCCCAGGUCAGCACCUCCAGCCCGCAGACCCCCGAGGGCCCCGUCGGGCCCCCCGGCCCCCCCCCGGAGCCCGCCGCCGCACCGCCAGAUGGGACGGAGGUCGGCGCCGGCCCCCGGGAGGACGCCUCCGUCCCAGACUCCUGCAGACCCGAGUCCCAGAGCCUGGCCUGCAACGAGGUGUCCUCCACCAGCGACAUGGACCUGUGCCGGUCCUCCGAGAGCGACCUGCCGGUUCCGGGUCCGGGUCUCGUCAGCCUCCCCAAGAACCUGCCAGACGCCUCGUCUGACGGCGGUGAGGAGGCUCCGCCCUCUGAAGGUCGUUUUGAAGGUCACCAGGAGGCGGUGAACGCCAUGCAGAUCCACGACGGGCUGCUGUACACCUGCUCCGGGGAUCGAACCGUCAGAGCGUUCGACCUGCAGAGCCGCCGCUGUGUGGGCGUGUUCCAAGGCCACGCCUCCAAAGUCAGCUGCCUGCUGGUGUCCGCCGCUCCCAGCCUGCACCACCGCCUGUACUCCGGCUCCAGCGACCAGACCAUCCGCUGCUACAACCUGCAGACCCGGGAGCUGGAGCAGCUCUUCUCUCUGCCGGACCGGGUCCUCUGCCUGCACAGCCGCUGGAAGACGCUGUUCGCCGGCCUGGCCAACGGCAACGUGGUGACCUUUAACCUCAAGACCAACAGGCAGGUGGAGGUGUUCGAGUGCCACGGCCCCCGGGCCGUCAGCUGCCUGGCGUCGUGCCAGGAGGGGGCCCGCCGGGUCCUGCUGGUCGGCUCCUUCGAUAACACCAUCAGCGUGCGGGACGCCCGCAGCGGCCUGCUGCUGCGCCUGCUGGAGGGACACAGCAAGACCGUGCUGUGCAUGAAGGUGGUCAACGACCUGGUCUUCAGCGGAUCCAGUGAUCAGUGUGUCCACACACACAACAUCCACACCGGGGAGCUGCUGCGGGUGUACCGGGGCCACAGCCACGCCGUCUCCGUGGUAACCGUCCUUGGGAGCGUCAUGGUGACGGCCUGCCUGGACAAGCUGGUCCGAGUCUACGAUCUGCAGUCCCAGGAGCAGCUGCAGGUGUACGGAGGACACUCGGACAUGGUGAUGUGCAUGGCGGUCCACAGGAACACGAUCUACACCGGCUGCUACGACGGCAGCGUCCGGGCCGUCCGGCUCCACCUGGAGAACCGCUUCCACUGCCGGUGGCAGGGCUGCUCGCUGGUCUUCGGCCUGCAGGACCACCUCCAGCAGCACCUGCUCUGUUGCCACGGCGACUCCAGCCAGACCCUCCGGUGCCGCUGGAGAAACUGUGAGGAGGAGUUCAACGUCCGCAGCUGCAAGCAGACGAUGCUGCUGCUGCACCUGCAGAAACACGCUGCAGAGGAGAGCCGGGUGGAGUAGACCAGCUCCACCCCCACCCCCACCCCGCCCGGGUGGAGCAGAGACCAGCUCCACCCCCACCCCCACCCCGCCCGGCUGGAGCAGAGACCAGCUCCACCCCCACCCCGCCCGGACCAGCUCCACCCCCAC
Salarias fasciatus (jewelled blenny) is the source of this 5165-nucleotide messenger RNA. It is a transcript of the gene znf106a, whose product is annotated as zinc finger protein 106a. The record is from RefSeq and is a predicted model, not a curated record. Gene Ontology annotation, molecular function: SH3 domain binding; RNA binding. Gene Ontology annotation, cellular component: cytosol; membrane. Gene Ontology annotation, biological process: insulin receptor signaling pathway. Lineage: Eukaryota; Metazoa; Chordata; Actinopteri; Blenniiformes; Blenniidae.